AAUGUUGGCAAAUACUGAAAAAUUAUCACAAAUUAGUCCAAAAACAAGACAACAUAUCUUUGCUUGCAAUUCAGGAGAGUUUAUAAGUAUUCUAUACAAAUGUGAUGAUUUUCAAACUUGUAAAGAAAGACAUUUCACAUGCAAUAAUAAGCAAUGUUUGGAUAGAAAAGAUCAAUGUGAUAUGAAUAUGGAUUGCCUUGAUGGUAGUGAUGAGACAUCUUGCUAUAAGAUAACGAUACAUAUACCUGACUUACCAGUAAAAAGAUGUAAGAACAGAUUUGUUAAAAAAAGCCAAAUUUGCGAUUUUAAACCUGAUUGCAUUGAUAUGUCUGAUGAAAAUUUGGACUAUUGCCAAAAUUAUAAUGAAAAAUGGGCAAAAUCACAUUGUCAUAGUUUAUAUAGCUCUGAAAAUGUGUCACUAAUGACUAGUCAAUAUUAUAGAGAAUUUGAAAAAUAUUUAUUUGAAAUUAGAACUGAUACAGGUAAUAUAUAA
This is a messenger RNA of Dimorphilus gyrociliatus, 493 nucleotides long. The record is from the annotation of a GenBank genome assembly. NCBI's taxonomy places the organism in Eukaryota, Metazoa, Annelida, Polychaeta, Dinophilidae.